This is a messenger RNA of Hydractinia symbiolongicarpus, 5021 nucleotides long. Its product is annotated as choline-phosphate cytidylyltransferase A-like. NCBI's taxonomy places the organism in Eukaryota, Metazoa, Cnidaria, Hydrozoa, Anthoathecata, Hydractiniidae. The coding region runs from base 2861 to 3919 and encodes 352 amino acids. The transcript has 7 exons. The record is from RefSeq and is a predicted model, not a curated record. Gene Ontology annotation, molecular function: choline-phosphate cytidylyltransferase activity; phosphatidylcholine binding. Gene Ontology annotation, biological process: CDP-choline pathway.
UCUUGUGCUUUGCUUUUGCCAGACAUUUUUACUUUUUUCACGUAAUGAUAUAUAUCACACAUUUUGCACGUAAUUUAUUUAAUUAGAAGGUGAUUUGCUAUUAGCUACAAUAACUAUUUAGCUCGCUACUAUUAGCUAACUAGCUAGCUAUAGAUAGCUAGGCUCAUAAGUCAGCUAGCUACAAAGCGCAGUGCAGUGGUUUACAUUUUGUGUGGUUGUGCUUAGUUGACCUAGCUAGCCAGCCAACUACAGGUACUAAAUUCAAGAAUACACAUGUAUUUAGUUUUAUAGUUACCACAAGGGGUGCUUUUCAUGCCGUGCAUAACCUAUCAUUGGCUGUUAUUUUUAACUAUUCAACACAGCAUUUUUAUUAUAUUGAUGUUAUACCUUUAAUAUGAGAUGCUAAGUAGAGGAGUUCACAGUUUCAGCUAACCAUUGUUUAGAUAAAUCUUUCUUUUUAUGCAAUCAGAUCAUAGCAAUUAAAGUAAUCAUCUGUUUUUCUGUUUUUAAUGAUGCUAAACUAAAAGUUUAGCACAUGUUAAUUGGGGUUACAGAAGGAAAGGUGUGCCUCCAUUGACUCCUACUAUAUGGCUGGUUCACUAGUGUUUUGUCAUUCUGCAUUAUUAAUUUUAUGAAUGUAUUGGUAACCUAUGACUAAUAGUUAACACUAUAAUAAUUUAACUAAAAUAGACUACCUAAGCUUGUUACUUAAGGCCAUAGGUCCAUACCACAAGCAGCAGGGGAGGGGGUAAAAAAAAAACAGAACACAGUAAGCCUCUUGCUCUUGGACUGCAUAUGAAACAAAAUGUUACAUUUUUUUCACAUAAAUCUGUUCUAUUAGGUGGCUAUUUUGCUAUGGCUAUGUUCACUGAAUUAUAAAAAUAACAGUUGGCACAGUUUGUACAAUGUCACAAAUUUGUCAAUUGUCUUGUCUAAUGAAGCCUCAACACCUCAGCCCAUACCCCAAAUAUAACUGCAAACUAUUUAAGAAUACAUUUUCUACCACUUCUGAACCAUACCAAUUAACAGACAUAAAUGGAAGUAAUAGAUUGAUUAAAUCAUUCCUUUUUCCAACGUUUUUAUUUUUAUUUUUAUUUUCCUGUUUAUUUUAUUUAUAUAUAUAGUUGAUUUAUUUAUCUAUUUAUCUAAGUAUAAUUGUUAACACUUUAUUAUUCAUUUUCCAAAACAAAUUAAUAUCUCCCCAACAACAGUUUUAUCCCCUAUUGUAAGUUUUCUUUUUUUAUUACCCUUCCGUAUUUCUUUUUUGUACUUUUCAGAACUAUUAUUUUUGAAUAUAUAAGUGAGCUUGUAAAAAUCCUGAAAACCUUGAAUUGUAAACUUUUAAAUUUAUGAUUGUUGAUGCAAUUAAACUAUGUAAAUAAUAAAUUUUUUUAAAAAAAAUGAAGUUUGUCAUCUAUACAGCAAUGCUAGAAGUCGUGUCAGGAUUAACGAUUCACUUAGUGAUGAAUUUAGUGUAAAUGUUGGUGUACAUCAGGGUUCUGUACUUAGUCCUUUGUUGUUUGUUCUAGUCGCUGUCAAUGGAGUUCAGAACAGGUUGUACAUGGGAGUUUUUUGAUGCAGAUGAUUUGGUUCUCAUAGCAGAGUCGAUGGAAGAAUUAGUUGAAAAGUUUGAGAAGUGGAAGAACGGACUAGAAGAGAAAAGGGCUAAGGGUGAACACAGAAAAGUCUAAAGUCGUGAUUAGUAGCAUUGCAGCCAAGUGUGACCUUGUAGUUGGAAAGUGGCCUUGUGGAGUUUGCAGGAAAGGGGUUGGUAGUAACUCAAUUUUUUGUCAGACUUGCAAGCAUUGCAGUAGUAUUGGUGGAAGGUUAAGAGCUGACAUUCAUUUUGUAUGUAAGUAUUGCAAAGGUGAGAUUAUAGAGAAUGAAGUAUUUCUAGCUUCAAUGAUGUACAGCAGUGGCUCAUUAGAGAUAGUUGAGAACUUCUGUUACUUGGGUGAUAUGUUGGGCAGUGAAGGGAGUGUUGGAAGAAGUGUUACUUUCAGGAUAGGUUUUGCUUGGAAAAAGUUCAGAGAGUUACUUCCUUUGUUGACUAGCAGAGUCUUGUCAAUUGAGUUAAAAGGAAGGUUGUAUGAGGCCUGUGUAAGAAGUGUUAUGUUGACAUGGGCAGUGAAGCAGAAAGAUCUUGACUGUUUAGAAAGGAAUGAUAUGAGAAUGGUUAGGUGGAUGUGUAACGCCAGUCUGAGAGACAGAAGGAGUUCAGAUGAGCUAAGAAGCAGGUUAAGUAUCCGUAGAAUUAAAGAUGUUAUCCAGAUAAGAAGAUUGAAUUGGCUGGGACUUAAAAAGAAUGGAGGGGGCUAAUUAGGUAAGAAAGGGUAGAGACUUGAUAGUUCCUGGGACAAAGCCCCAGAGGCAGACCGAGAAAGACCUGGCAGGAGGUUAUAAGGACAGACUUGAUAUAGAGGAAGUUGAGUUUAGAUCUAACACAGUCUAGAUCAGAUUGGAAGAGGGUCAUUAAUAUACCCCGUCAAACCCAUGCUAGCAUGGAAAACGGACGUCAAGCCGAGAAUGAUGAGAAUGAUAAAUAGGUUAAAUUGGAAAGUUCAGCCAGCAUAACGCUUCUUUUCGAAAUUGAAAGAGCUGGCAUAUCUGAGUGCAGCAUAAUAAGUAUAAUAUUUUCCAUAGUGGCCUUUAAUAUUUGUUAGGUGUGAUGUGUUAUAUAUAUUUUAAGUUUUGAUUUAUCAGAAAUGUCUUUUUGAAUGAUCAGACUUUAACAGUGUAUAACGAUCAAACCUAUAACUGUGUUAAAACAAGUGGAAAACAGCAAAUUUAGUAUGCUUUACUAAAGUAUAUAUAUGUUGAAGUCACUUACAAAUGGCCAAAAAAUUGAUGUUAAUUUUUUAUGACAGUUGUUAAUUUAAAUCAAACCAUGUCUAUUGAUACUAAAGACUUGUUGCGUAAAAAAAGAAAAGCUGUGGAAAGUGAAGAUAAUGGAACAAGUGUAAAACGAACCAAGACAACUUUAGAGGAUCUAAUCUUGGCACCGUCCGAUCCAGCAAUAAUACACAAUGAAAAUAGUCCCAGUGCUGAUAAAUGGCCAAAAAGAGAAAAAGCCCUUACAUUUGAAGAAGCCAAAAAAGGAACAGAAGUUCCAGUUCGAGUUUAUGCAGAUGGUGUGUUUGAUCUUUUCCAUAGUGGACACGCCCGUGCAUUAAUGCAAGCCAAAAACUUGUUUCCAAAUACAUACUUAAUUGUUGGAGCUUCUAAUGAUGCUAGCACACAUAGAUUAAAAGGAUUCACUGUCAUGACCGAAACAGAGCGUUAUGACGCUCUCCGCCACUGUCGUUAUAUUGAUGAGAUUAUUUGUGGUGAUAUUCCAUGGAUAAUAGAUUUAGAGUUUUUGGAAAAGCAUAAGAUCGACUUUGUCGCACAUGAUGAUCUACCAUAUAAUUCUGCUGGUCAAGAAGACAUUUACAAGUCAGUAAAAGAAGCGGGAAAAUUUUCUGCCACACAGCGCACUCCGAGUAUUUCAACUUCUGAUCUUAUAACAAGAAUUGUUAAAGAUUACGAUAUGUACGUGCAAAGAAACUUGGCCAGAGGAUACAGUAGAAAAGACCUGAAUGUUGGUUUUAUUAAGGAGAAAGAAUUAGCUGUGAAAGAGCGAUAUCAAAAAAUUAAAGGAAAAUCUCAAGAAAUUAUCACCACAUGGGAGGAUAAAUCUCGUGAAUUUGUCAUGGGAUUUAUUGACUUGUUCGGGAAAGACAGUGUCGUCACUGAUUUAUGGGCGCGUGGAAAAAACCGUCUAUCAAUUACUGGUCAAAAAAUCAAAUCCGCUUUCUCUCCGUCUCACUCGCCGACUUAUGAUAACGGGGAAGGUGGUUCGCCAUCAAGUUUUCAUGCCGAGAUAAGUGAUGAUGAAGUCGAGGGCUGGGGAGAGGAAAACAAGGAACCUGAAAAGUAAUUGUGAUCCAAGCAAUAAUUUUAACAAAUGUGGUUUGAUUUUUAGCGUGGUAUGUUUUGAAAACUUGUUACGCCAUGCGCUUAGAUGGUUUGAAAUUAAUUUAUUAUGCGCAGAUAUGUAUAUGAUUUUGCAUUUUAAGUAUUUUAAGGGUCAAAGGCGAAGGUUUUUCGAAAUGUUGAACUUCCAAGUGUUGUAUUGUUCAAAAAUCCUAGUCAUGAUGUUGAUUUCAAACUCAAAUUGAGCUAAAAUAAAUCCUGAAAUUUGAGACACAUUUCAGGUAAACAAAACAAAUAUCCUGGUUAUUUAUAAUCUUUUUGUGGCAUCCUUGAUCAAGUGAUGUGCGCCUGAAGCUUGAGUAUUUAUUCCCAUUUCGCCAUCUUUUUUAACUGUUGCGAAGCUUGUAUGGAAUCCAAUGAAAACGUAAUAUCGCACGGGAGGACAAUGUACAAAGGGUAUCCCACAGCGUAUGUUGUAAGUGUAUAAUUUAUUUUUAACGAAAAGAAUUUAUUAUUUAAUGGACACGAAAUAUAUUUGGUGCAUGCUUCUUUUUUGACCUUGUUUUUGUAGCAUGCUUGGAAAAAAACUAAGCCAAGAAGAUGAGUUUAAUUUCAUUUGAUUUUUAAAAAUUUUAUUUAGCAUUGUUCUGAUCACAACCCAUCCAAUUUAAAUAGCCGGAAAUUUUAAUUUGAUAAAGAAAUAUUGAUUUUUUUUUUACUGGUAAACUUAUAGAACCUCGCAAGUCAGUCCCAAAAUUAUUAACAUCGUUUGUUUGUAUAUUUAAGCCUUGCUCACACUAAGGGGUUAACGGCGCUAGUAAGAAGUGCAAAUGCGUUAAACACAUUAACAGUAGUUAAAUCGCCGGUAUUAAGGGAAGACGUAGGCGUUAGCCGAUAAGCGCCCUUAUUGCGUUUAGCCCUUCAACAAUCCAUUCUCUUGCUGAUCACACUUUUUACCACGUUGAAGUUGAUAACCCCAGUGUGAACAAGAAUUUAAGAUUUAGCAUUUUAAAUUUGUAGUAGUAAAUCUUAUUUAUAAAUAACGAUAUUUCUUUUGUAUUUGGAAUAGUAAGAAAAGAGAAGGUAUACCUGAAAAUCUAUCUCAA